GAGGCGCGAGGCUCAGGGGCGCUGGAUUUGGCUGUGGAAAUGUCUGGGAUAGAAGCGCCAUCCGCGUGACCGGGACACGCUGCGCGGCCGUGUCUCCGCCAGGGCUUGGGGGCUCGUGGCCGUGACGCUGUGAUGUGCAUAGCGGGACUGAUAGAAGACCUGGCCUGGAUCACAAAUCAUUUGAGACAAUAUGGCAGACCCCAUCCGAUGGGCCCGAUAUCGCUGGCAGCGUCUGGUAUCUGCAGAAGGCAGAGAUGGAAGCAGCAACAGCUCCUCAUGUGACAAGUGUUAUCAAUCAUCCAAAGUGCCUAGCAGACAUAGGAUAGUUAUACCAUGUCUGGGACACUUUAAAGAAGAGUAUGAAAAGGUAUCAAAAUUAUAUAUGAACAACAGAAUACGGACUACUAAAUACACUUUAUUCAACUUUAUACCACGGAAUUUAUUUGAACAGUUUCACAGAGCUGCCAAUUUAUAUUUCCUAUUUUUAGUUGUCCUGAACUGGGUUCCACUGGUGGAAGCCUUCCAGAAAGAAAUUACCAUGUUACCUCUAGUAGUAGUUCUCACAAUUAUUGCAGUUAAAGACGGCCUUGAGGAUUACUCAAAAUACAAACUAGAUAAGCAGAUAAACAACUUAUUAACUAAAGUAUAUAGCAGGAAAGAGAAGAAAUACAUAGAUCAGUGCUGGAAAGAUGUUAAUGUUGGGGACUUCAUUCGACUUUCAUGUAAUGAAAUAAUUCCUGCUGAUAUGGUGUUGUUAUACUCUACUGAUCCAGAUGGGAUCUGUCACAUUGAAACAGCCAGCCUUGAUGGAGAGACCAAUCUGAAGCAGAGGCAGGUGGUGAGAGGAUAUGCAGAGCAGGUUUCUGAAAUUGAUCCAGAGAAGUUUUCAAGUAGAAUAGAAUGUGAAAGUCCUAACAAUGACCUCAGUCGAUUCCGUGGCUUUGUUGAACAUUCAAACAAGGAGCGAGUGGGCCUGAGUAGAGAGAACUUGCUGUUACGAGGAUGCACAAUCAGAAACACAGAAGCCGUUGUGGGCAUUGUGGUGUAUGCAGGUCAUGAAACCAAAGCAAUGCUGAAUAACAGCGGCCCUCGUUACAAACGCAGUAAAUUGGAAAGGAGAGUGAACACUGAUGUCCUUUGGUGUGUUCUGCUUCUGAUUUUAAUGUGUUUAAUUGGUGCUUUGGGUCAUGGAAUUUGGUUAAGUAGCUAUUCGGAGAUGCCUCUUUUUAAUGUCCCUGAGCCCGAUGGAAAAUCCACUCCACCAGCAUUAGCAGGGUUUUAUAUGUUUUGGACAAUGAUCAUUUUAUUACAGGUCUUGAUCCCGAUUUCUCUCUAUGUUUCAAUCGAAGUUGUCAAAUUGGGACAAAUCUAUUUAAUUCAGAAUGAUAUUGACUUGUACCAUGAGAAAAGUGAUUCCACUAUUCAGUGUCGAGCACUGAAUAUCGCUGAAGACUUAGGUCAAAUCCAGUAUAUCUUCUCAGACAAGACCGGAACCCUCACUGAGAACAAAAUGGUUUUCCGGAGAUGCAGCAUUGCAGGACAGGAAUAUUGCCAUGAGGAGAAUGCCAAGAGGCUGGAAUCCUAUCAAGAGACUGAUUCAGACGAUGAAGAUUUAACAGAUGCUCUGUGUGGCUCGUUGAGCCGCGUGCCAAAGCAGAAGGUGCACAGCUGCAGGACAGUGAGUCGGCCUUUGAACUCCAAGUCUUUGAAUCAGCUGGCUGGUAGCUGUUCUGCCUUAGGAGGGAAAGAUGGAGUCAGUAACAUUCCACACUCAAGACAUGUAGCUUUCAGCAGCCCCAUUGAAACUGAUGUUGUUCCAGAUGCAAAGCUCAUGGAGAAAUUUAAUCAAAUUACCUGUCAUUCAUAUGCACAAUCAGAAGAAACUGACAGACAGCCAUCCUUGGAGACAGUAUAUAUCACUGACUUCUUUCUAGCUCUGGCAAUCUGUAAUACUGUGAUAGUUUCAGCUCCUAACCAACCACGUCAAAAGAUGAGACUAUCUUCACUAGGUAGAAUGCCUAUUAAAUCCCUUGAGGAAAUCAAACAGAUGUUCCAGAGGUUGUCAGUCCGAAGGCUGAGUUCAUCACCAGUUCCAAGUGCAAAAGAGUCAUCAUCUGAGAGCCCUAGUACUUUUGUGAGCAAACUAUCUAUUUUCAGAGUGAAGCUGGCUUCACCUGCUAUGGAAGGGGUGGCCCAAGCAGUUAAUGAACCUCAGGCUACUGAUAGCCCACAAUGCGCCAAAGUACCUCCACUUGGACCACUAGAUAGAGUGGACGUAGCUGCAGGCAGUGAGCACUGUGAUGCUGGAUCAUCUCUUGAACAAUCUAUAACUAAGCUGUGUUAUGAGGCUGAGAGCCCUGAUGAAGCUGCACUAGUUCAUGCUGCCAAGGCUUACAAAUGCACUUUACAGUCUAGGACUCCUGAUCAAGUUACUGUGGACCUGGGUGCUUUGGGAUCUUUGACAUUUCAGCUUUUGCACAUUUUGCCUUUUGACUCAGUACGAAAAAGAAUGUCAGUAGUAGUUAGACAUCCGCUCUCCAACAAAGUGGUGGUGUACACGAAAGGUGCAGACUCGGUCAUUAUGGAUUUGUUGUGGACUGGACCUGCCGAUGAUAAAUCAGAAAUGGACCAAAAGAAAAUUAAGGAGAGAACUCAGAAACACUUGGAUGAUUAUGCCAGAAGAGGACUGCGCACAUUGUGUAUAGCUAAAAAGGUGUUGAAUGAUGCAGAAUAUGCCGAGUGGUUAAAUAGUCAUUUUUUAGCAGAAACCAGUAUUGACAAUAAGGAAGAGCUGCUGCUUGAAUCUACCAUGAAGCUUGAGACCAAGUUAACACUCCUUGGUGCCACUGGGAUUGAGGAUCGCCUGCAGGAGGGUGUUUCAGACACUAUAGAGGCACUGCGAAAAGCUGGAAUCAAAAUUUGGAUGCUGACAGGAGAUAAACAAGAGACCGCUGUCAAUAUCGCGUAUGCUUGCAGGUUAUUGGAACCAGAUGACAAAAUCUUCACCCUCAAAUCGCUAAGUAAAGACGCCUGUGCGUUGUUGAUGAACGCUAUUUUGGAAGACAUCCAAAAAAGUAUGUAUGCCAAAAAAAAUCACAACUCCAAACUUGCGAGCGUCUUUCCAGCUCCCUCCACCCAAGCUCCAGAGUUCAGUGCCAGCCUGGUUAUUGAUGGAAAGACUUUAGAAUAUGCCCUGCACGAGAGCCUGCAAAGUAUCUUCCUGGCACUCACGGAGAGGUGCCGGGCUGUGGUCUGCUGCAGAGCAACGCCCCUGCAGAAAAGUGAAGUGGUCAAACUGGUGCGAAACAGGUUGAAAGUGAUGACACUAGCCGUAGGUGAUGGUGCCAAUGAUGUCAGUAUGAUCCAAGUGGCUGAUACUGGAGUGGGACUCUCAGGCCAAGAAGGCAUGCAGGCUGUGAUGGCGAGUGACUUUGCAAUUUCGCAGUUCAAACACCUCAGCAAGCUGCUGCUUGUCCAUGGUCACUGGUGUUACACCAGGCUGGCCAACAUGAUCCUUUAUUUUUUCUACAAGAAUGUGGCCUAUGUAAACCUCCUGUUCUGGUACCAGUUCUUUUGUGGGUUUUCGGGAACAUCCAUGACCGACUAUUGGGUUUUGAUUUUCUUCAACCUCCUCUUCACUUCGGUGCCACCCAUCAUUUAUGGCAUUCUUGACAAAGAUAUCUCUGCAGAGAUCCUCAUGCAGCUGCCUGAGCUUUAUGUGACUGGUCAGAAGUCUCAGGCAUAUUCACCUCCAACUUUCUGGAUCACCUUGCUGGACGCUUUUUACCAAAGCCUGGUUUGCUUUUUUGUGCCUUACUUUACUUAUCGUGGUUCUGACAUCGACAUCUUUUCUUUUGGAAACCCGUUAAACACAGCAGCACUCUUCAUAAUAUUACUGCACCUCCUGAUUGAGAGUAAAACUUUGACUUGGAUACACAUGGCUGUUAUGAUAGGUAGCAUCUUAUUUUACUUUGUCUUCGUACUGACUUUUGGAGCAACCUGCAAAACCUGUAAUCCACCAUCAAAUCCCUAUUGGAUCAUGGAAAAGCACAUGACAGACCCAGUGUUUUAUCUGGUUUGCAUCAUUACUACUUGUGUUGCUCUUCUACCGAGAUACUUGUUCAGAGUUCUUCAAGGGGCAUUGUUUCCAUCUCCAGUGUUGAGAGCCAAGCACCUUGACAGACUGAACCCUGAGGAGCAGAAGGAAGCAAUUAAAAAGUGGAAGGAUGAUCUUGUUGGGAAGUGUAGAAUGGGUUUCCAGGGAACUCGUGCGUGUUCCAGGUCUGCUGAAGAUGCUGCAUCAGUAAGAGAAAGCACGGACCUCUCUUCAUGCAUCCCAGUGUCUAAGACACCUUUUCAUACCUGUCCAGCAGACAGGUCAGUGCAGAAGGCUUCUUUCAUAUCAGACAUACAGGAUGAAUUCAGGGAUGUGAACAGCCUGACUUGUGAGAGAGCUGCAUUUUUGAACUCCUCGAAGGAAACCUAUUCAGAAACAUAUGGCACUAAUAAUUCUUGUGCCGGCGUCCCGGAGUUUACUUUUGCAAAGGGCAGCAAUGAAAUUUCUCUAAUAAAUAAGGCCAGUUUGAAUUGUUCUUUGACUGAACAGGAUGUUUUAACAUACCCUGCAAAGCUGGAAUGUUAA
This is a messenger RNA of Emys orbicularis (European pond turtle), 4642 nucleotides long. It is a transcript of the gene ATP10D, whose product is annotated as ATPase phospholipid transporting 10D (putative). Lineage: Eukaryota; Metazoa; Chordata; Testudines; Emydidae. Gene Ontology annotation, molecular function: ATPase-coupled intramembrane lipid carrier activity; ATP binding; ATP hydrolysis activity. The coding region runs from base 191 to 4642 and encodes 1483 amino acids. Gene Ontology annotation, cellular component: plasma membrane. Gene Ontology annotation, biological process: phospholipid translocation. The transcript has 23 exons. The record is from RefSeq and is a predicted model, not a curated record.